ACGACAGCAACCCUCCAUACCCGUCAAAAUGGUCAACCUUCGCACCCAGAAGCGCCUGGCCGCCUCCGUUGUUGGCUGCGGCAAGAGAAAGAUCUGGCUCGACCCCAACGAGGUCAACGAGAUCUCCAACGCCAACUCCCGCCAGACCAUCCGCAAGCUCGUCUCCGAUGGCCUCAUCAUCCGCAAGCCCGUCACCAUGCACUCGCGCUCCCGCGCCCGUGAGCUGAACGCCGCUCGCCGCCUCGGUCGCCACCGUGGUUUCGGUAAGAGAAAGGGUACCAAGGACGCCCGUAUGCCCAGCCAAGUCGUCUGGAUGCGCCGCCAGCGCGUUCUCCGUCGCCUGUUGGUCAAGUACCGCGCCUCCGGCAAGAUCGACAAGCACCUCUACCACGAGCUCUACCACCUGAGCAAGGGUAACACCUUCAAGCACAAGCGCGCUCUCGUUGAGCACAUCCACAAGGCUAAGGCCGAGAAGGCCCGUGAGGCCAAGCUCAAGGAGGAGAUGGACGCCAAGCGUGCCAAGACCAAGGCCGCCCGCGAGCGCAGACAGGAGCGUGUCGAGCAGAAGAGACUCGCUUUCGCUGCCGACGACGAGGAGAAGAAGGCAUAAACGAGACAAUGUCACGGCGUGGCUUGAUGAUAUCUGAAAAACGCACAAGUCCGUUACGGCGGUGCUCUCGGUUCGAAUGGUGUUCUCUCUUCGUGGGCUUACGUUCUGGCGUGCGAAAUAUACCGGGGACCGAAUGGAUCAGUGCAGGCAUCAGUUUUGCAUGUACAUCGGUUUUAUGCAAUGAGGGCA
Molecule: messenger RNA, 799 nt
Organism: Aureobasidium pullulans EXF-150
Lineage: Eukaryota; Fungi; Ascomycota; Dothideomycetes; Dothideales; Saccotheciaceae
Exons: 4
Coding region: 29-610 (193 amino acids)
Biological process (GO): translation
Cellular component (GO): ribosome; cytosolic large ribosomal subunit
Molecular function (GO): RNA binding; structural constituent of ribosome
Source: RefSeq, a predicted model, not a curated record